UCCGCUAAGGUCCAACGGCUAUACAGCUCCCGUCCAGAAGCCAGCCUCCUCACGCAACUACGCACAUCCCACUUACCCUUACAUAAUAGCUACCUCCACCGCAUCAAAGCAGUAAAUUCCCGCAACUGUGACUACUGCAAUGACCCAGAAACAGUAUCCCACUUCCUACUAUCCUGUCGCCGCUACAUCGACGAAAGGUAG
Molecule: messenger RNA, 201 nt
Organism: Desarmillaria tabescens
Lineage: Eukaryota; Fungi; Basidiomycota; Agaricomycetes; Agaricales; Physalacriaceae
Exons: 1
Source: RefSeq, a predicted model, not a curated record